AUGUCUUACACCCACGACAGACAUAGCAAUCAGCUCUGCUCUGACGACAGCACAUCGUGUCAUCAACGUUUCGUAUCUAUAAAUAGCUCUCAUUGUGAGCACUGGUGUGUAGUCUGUAGUACCGGUGCUGUCAUUAUGUGCUUUCGUAUACCAAUUAGCUAUAAGAGUAGGCCAUUGAAUGGUAUGAUAACUAACGCCCAUAUCUUCGGCCAUAAUAUAGAUGAAAACGACGACUCCAUGGCGUCCUCUGUGGCGGGCAGUCCGGGCCGGCUGUCCAUCGUGUCGGCCGACUCGGACCAGUUGUGUGUCGUCUGCAACGACGUGUCUUCGGGCAAACACUACGGCGCCGUCACCUGCGAGGGCUGUAAGGGCUUCUUCCGGCGCAUCAUAUGCUUCCAGAAUGUGUACACUUGCUCUGGACAGGGACCCGAUAAAGACAACUGUCCCAUCAGUAACGACAGUUCCCGUCGCAAGUGCUGCAAGAGUUGUCGCUAUAAGCGCUGUCUGGCCGUCGGUAUGAGGGCUGAGCUCUGCGUCAAGAUUGACGGCUACAGGAAUGGUCGCAAUGACACCGAUUCCGAUGACUCGAUGGAUCCGGUGGUCUAUGGGCCCGAAGAGUUGAAGGCUUUCCGGAUGGAAGUGAACACGUCUUUCAAAUAUAACAUCCAUUUGGGCCCAAAUGAAGAGUUGAUUGUUUGCAAUAACAAUAAGCAGUCCAAUGCUAUGCUAAUGAAUAAACUGAGACUCAGUUUGGAGACAAAUGUCCGACAAUUCGUGUCUCACAUCCAAGUGUUUCGCGAAUUGAGUCCAAGACUGCAACAGAAACUGAUCGACGGCUCUAUGAAUGAGUUAUUCGUAUUGAUGAUUGUCUCCAAUUGGAAACGUUAUAGAGAUCUAAUUGCAAGCGACGACCUGUACUUCGGUGACCACAGUUUGGACGCAACGUUUCGUUCACUCAUAAAGGCAUUCAACGAAAUGCACGAAUGGAUGGCUAAGAAGAACCAACUGCUGAGGACUAAUGGAUACACUCAAGCCAUGGCAAAGGACAUGACGAGUGCGGCGCUGUGUCUCAUGUCUGUAGUGAACAACGCGGGCGACGGCACACAGAGUGACAGACGAGUGGACAGAGUCCGCGACCGAAUAGUAUUGGCGUAUGAGUUGAAC
Molecule: messenger RNA, 1164 nt
Organism: Oppiella nova
Lineage: Eukaryota; Metazoa; Arthropoda; Arachnida; Sarcoptiformes; Oppiidae
Source: the annotation of a GenBank genome assembly